Molecule: messenger RNA, 2817 nt
Organism: Chrysemys picta bellii (western painted turtle)
Lineage: Eukaryota; Metazoa; Chordata; Testudines; Emydidae
Product: zinc-binding protein A33-like
Biological process (GO): protein ubiquitination
Cellular component (GO): cytoplasm
Molecular function (GO): ubiquitin protein ligase activity; protein binding
Source: RefSeq, a predicted model, not a curated record
UCAGGGGGCAGCUGUGGCAGGGCAGGGUUGUGCAAGACUUUAGGCAUAGUGGAGGGUAUGCCAGGAGCCAGCUGUGCAAAGUGUAGGGGAGGUGGAUAUUGUCCAUCCCCGUGGUUUCUGUUGGUGCGCACUUUCCUUUCCCCAACUGGAAAUAAGGAGUGCACCCUACACAGCUGGAAGAAGGCCUCCCUGGACUCAAGGUUGCAUCUCCUACUCCCAGCUUGUGUUAGGGCCAUGGGGUUAAUUACCCAAAGAAGCCUCUGAGAAUUGUUGCUGAAGUUAAGGGAAGUGAAAGUAACUGACUCAGCCCAUCUUAAAGGAAGAGAUCCCUUGCCUGGAGUUCACUGCACUGCAGUAAACUUAAACAUGGUUCUUUAGAAACCCGUAGAGAGGACAGUGCACAGAAAGUUUGCAGAUCACAGCCCCCAUUCGUGGUUUCUGGGCACUUGUGCUGUAGCACAGAGUUCUGGCAAUAAACCCUCUAACCAACUGGCCUGCUGAUGUGUGGCCAAGAGUGUCAGAUGACAAGCGUAUGUGGGUGGGGGAGAAGGGAGGCUGGAUGUUUAUUUCAUUCUGACCCCUAUGUGAGAUCCAGGAGCGUGCUGUGUGUGUGCAUAGGAAUGGCUGGCCGGAGUGAGGAGCAGAGUCUGAGAGAAGAGCUGACCUGUGCCAUCUGCUAUGAGCUUUUCAGUGACCCUGUCAUGCUGGAAUGCAUGCACCAUUUCUGCAGGGCAUGCAUCCAAGGCUACUGGGGCAGGUGCCCCCGUGUGGCUUCCUGCCCCCAGUGCCGAAGGGAGUUCUCCAGCCGCACCUUUCGCCCCCACUAUCUGGUGUCCGGGGUGGUGGAGAAGGUGCGGAAGUGCAGCUCAGAGGACCACAAGAGAAAAAUGCAGAAACAUCUUGAAAAUGCGCUGCGAGCUCACCAGAGAGAGAUGGAGAACUUUGUGCGAAUGAAGCACACAGCAGAGGAGGAUAUUUGCAGUCUGACGAAAGCCUCCGGGGAGCUGAACUCUAAGAUUCGGGCAGAAUUUGAGCGACUUCAUCAAAUCCUGGAGGAAAAGGAGAGAGUUGUGUUGAUGGAGCUGGCCAAAGAGGAGGAGCAGUUAUUGUUGAGGUUGCGUGGGGACAUCAUGCAGCUGGAGGAGGGGAUCUCAGAGCUGGGAAAGAACAUUGAGCACAUACAGGAAAUCCUGAACAAGACGGGAGACUCAUUACUGCUGGAGGUGGAGAGCGUGGCUAUCAGGCCCCCAGUGCAUGUGGAGGCACAGCCCUCCCUGGACAUAGAGCGCCACAGAGACCGGUACAGCGGCCCCCUGCAAUACAUCUUCUGGAGACAAAUGCUACAGUCAAUCCACCCUGCUCCUGCCCCGCUGAUAUUUGACCCCGAAUCAGCCCAUCCUAACCUCAUCCUCUCCAAAGACCUGACGGCAGUGACGGAGAGCAACAGGCGCCAACCUGUCUGCAGCAGCCCCAAGCGUUUCCAGCAGUGUGUGAAUGUGCUGGGCUCCGAGACCUUUGACAGCGGGAGCCACUACUGGGAGGUCUGGGUGGGCAGCAAGACCAAAUGGGACCUGGGGGUAGCAGCGGAGUCCGUGGACCGGGCAGCCAAGGUCAAGCUGUGCCCUGAGAAUGGUUACUGGGCACUUCGUCUGAGGAACGGGACAGAGUAUUGGGCCACUGCUACCCCGUGGGUGCGCCUUGCCCCAAGGAGCUGUCUCCGGAAGGUGGGGGUCCUUCUGGACUGCAAAGAGGGGAAGGUGGCGUUCUACAACGCCGAAGACAUGACCCACCUCUUCACCUUCCACCAGGCUGCCGCACGCAGGUUCUGCCCCUUCUUCAGCACUUGCUUCAGCGAGGGCAAGCUGAAUGUGGAGCCCAUGAGAAUCUGCCACCUGACUCUGUAAGGGUGAUAUUUUCGGGGGAGUGGGGAGGGAGGAGGCAGUCUCCCAGGAAGCUAUGCAGAUACCAAAGAGACAACAUGUGGCCCUGGGAGCUGGUGUUGCUUUCUGGUUUGGUUGUAGUUGCUGCUGCUUGGACUGUCCCUGGAAUAGGAAUCUCCUGCUAGAACAGCUCAGUUGGCUCCCCCCUGCACUAGUGCCUGGUCGUUUACUGUUUGAGCGAAUGUAGCAAAGGUGUGUGGACUCUGGUCAGUCUAACCUGUAAAUCCCAAGCCUCUAGGGCAGAGUCAGGGAGAGUCUCUCCAUUUGUGGCUUUACUCUGUGGGGAGAGAAGAAGUGACUGAAUCUUAGUUCCCAGUAUUUUGUCUUCUGUUCCCUGCCUUGGCACAGGGGCGAGGGUCCUGGACUCUCACCUCAGCAACUCAGCUUGAGCCAUAGCGUAUUGUGCACUGAGGUUUCUCCAGCCUUCCUCCCAACAAAGAGAUGGUGCAUCUCGCUGCUUUACAGGCCUUAGAGCAGCCUCGUGCAGCAGCCAGUGACACUGAGGUGAACACAGCCUCCUCUCAGUAGCCGCUUUGGUACAGACUGUGAGAAGAUUCAAAGGAAACUAGGCAACCUAAGUGAACAAGCAGGAAUUGCACAAUGGAAGCAAUGACUUGGAUUCUGUGUUAGUUGUAAUCACUCAGGAAAAGGCCAGGAGGCUCAUUAGGGACUACUCAAACAGCUGUCUUCAAAGGGCUCCUGCCUUUGUGGGACUAGAACAAGCAGGUAGAAGUCAGGUGGUAAGUUCUAGGGAGCUCCUGGUCAGUGGGUAGGCGCCUGUUGCAUGGUGGGGAUUGCAUCUUCGUGAUACAGUGGACAGCGCUGGCUGGGAGUGGAACAAGCAUGGGGGCAGGGGAUGGAUCUUCAAUGAUUUACU